Molecule: messenger RNA, 1219 nt
Organism: Achroia grisella
Lineage: Eukaryota; Metazoa; Arthropoda; Insecta; Lepidoptera; Pyralidae
Product: protein OPI10 homolog
Exons: 4
Coding region: 147-749 (200 amino acids)
Biological process (GO): protein import into nucleus
Cellular component (GO): cytosol; nucleus
Molecular function (GO): Hsp70 protein binding; nuclear import signal receptor activity
Source: RefSeq, a predicted model, not a curated record
AUAAAAUAAAUAGGUUAUGUUAUGUUUAUUUUGAUUUGAACAUUUUGUUGAUUCUUUCAAUAAGAUAUAAUUAUCUAUAAUUUAGUGUGAUACAUCUUGUAUUCUUGUUCAAAUUGUGAUAAUAUUGUUAAGAAUAUAUCUGUAUAAUGUCGAACGUGUUUGGAUUAAUAGUAUCAGGCAGACUGGUGCAAACAGACUUUACACCGUUGUCAGAGACGAGGUACCUCAUAGUGAUACCGGAGGUGGACUCUAUUAACCAUGCUGUGGUGUUCCUCACCGGCCUGGCGCCGUUGCCUCUCGGUACCGCCGCGAUGGUCUACUGGAGCUGGCCGGACCCUGCCGCGCCGCCCAACUGGCAACUCCUCGGCCACAUAUCAAACAGCAAACCAUCAGCUAUUUUUAAAAUAUCCAAUCUUAAGAAAUUGCAUGAAUUAUCAGAUGAAAAUAAGUUUAUGAGUGCCUUUGGUCAGCAGAAGAUCUGUCACGAUGCUCAGCUCGGUAUAUCAAUUGAACCGGAAACCAAUAUCCAGUUGCUUGCAUCGUCAGUUGCAGAUCAAGCUAGUGAUUAUGUGACAUUUGCUCAAAAAAUGUUAGACAAUUUAGUGAACUUUGUGGCGUCAUUCUCGCUGACACAGGAACAAAUGACGCCCACCCCGGGCAUCUCGUACAUCCCCCUCAACACCCUGCACACGUGGUAUCAAAACUUCGAGCGGCGGCUACAGCAGAACCCUAACUUUUGGAGAAACUAACGCAAAUUAUACAUUAGACUCAAUUAAUUGUUCUAAGUGACAUAUUUUCAUAAUGAAAUACUAUGAUGUUAUAUUAAACCAAUUUAUAUGAUAUAUAUAAAACAUAAAUGCAGUUCACAUACAGUCUUUGUCUGGAUAUUCAUAAAUCAAAAUCAAUAAUAUCUGGAUAUUUGAUAUUAAGUAUUAUUAGUGCAAAUUUCAAUGCAAGUACUUCCUUCUAGAAGACAAUGCGAGUAUUUUGAUAAUGGUUUAGGUUGGUUUAUUUUACUGUUAAAAUUAACCAGAAGUAUAGCAAAUUGUCUCAAUGUUGUGAAUUAAAUAAUUUUACACUUGGGAAUUUAUUAAUAUUACAACGACCGUUGUAAAAUAUUCUUUAUAAUAGCGCUAUUCAUGUAUACAGGUCAGAUUGCAACGCAUCAGAACCAAUACCGGCACAGUUAUACCUUGUAAUUUCACUGCUAUAAUAUAUA